AUGGAGAUUCACUGUAAGCACGACCCGUUCGCGGCCAUGCACAGACAUGGUGGAGUGAACCAGCUCGGAGGCGUGUUCGUAAACGGCAGGCCCCUACCAGAUGUGGUCCGGCAGCGAAUAGUGGAGCUCGCCCAUCAAGGGGUUCGGCCCUGCGACAUCUCACGCCAGCUGCGAGUCAGCCAUGGAUGUGUCAGCAAGAUACUGGGCAGGUAUUAUGAAACGGGCAGUAUCCGCCCCGGGGUAAUUGGGGGAUCCAAACCAAAGGUUGCUACACCCAAAGUGGUCGACAAGAUCGCCGAUUACAAACGCCAAAACCCCACCAUGUUUGCCUGGGAGAUCCGGGACAGGCUCCUGGCCGAAAGAGUUUGUGACAAUGACAGCGUACCGAGUGUCAGCUCCAUCAACAGGAUCAUUCGGACAAAGGUUCAGCAGCAGCCUGGUCAAACAGGCUCAGUGUCGGCUCACAACUUAGCAACAUCUGUGGCCGCCACGCAGGUGUCAGCGGUGACCAGUGACUCGGCCGGCUCCUCGUACUCUAUCAGUGGCAUCCUGGGUAUCAGCUCGGCCGUUGACGUGGGCAAAAGGAAGAGGGAUGAUGCUUUGCUGGAAUCACCUCUGGCAAAUGGGCAUGGCCACAGUGGGCGAGACUUCCUCAGGAAGCAGAUGAGAGGGGAGCUGUUUUCGCCACAGCAGAUCGAGGUACUGGACCGCCUCUUUGACAGACAGCCUCCCUGUCCAAUCCAAUCCAGCACUGAGCUCUAUAUGAGCCCUGACUCUGGCAAGACAUCAGACUACUCGGCCAUGGCUUCACUAGCAGGCGGACUGGAUGAAAUGAAGAACAAUUUGGCCAAUCCAGGCACAGGGGCGGAGUUAGGAGCAAGCGUGUCCGGUCCACAGUCUUAUUCUCUGGUUCCAGGUCGAGACCUAUCUAGCACAACUCUGCCAGGCUACCCUCCUCAUGUCCCGCCUACUGGACAGGGCAGCUACUCCACCCCUUCCCUUACUGGCAUGGUCCCGGGUGGAGAUUUUUCUGGAAGUCCAUAUUCCCAUCCGCAGUAUUCUACAUACAAUGAGUCAUGGAGAUUUCCAAACCCGAGCCUAUUAGUGUUUCAACAGGAUUAUGGUCCUCUCCUGGGCACAGAGAUCGGCUGCUCGUCCAGUCUCUUCACCAGCCAGGCAGGACAGAUGCAAGGUGGGUAG
This is a messenger RNA of Menidia menidia (Atlantic silverside), 1200 nucleotides long. The record is from the annotation of a GenBank genome assembly. Lineage: Eukaryota; Metazoa; Chordata; Actinopteri; Atheriniformes; Atherinopsidae.